Messenger RNA from Scylla paramamosain (green mud crab), 3439 nucleotides. RefSeq lists its product as uncharacterized. The record is from RefSeq and is a predicted model, not a curated record. Lineage: Eukaryota; Metazoa; Arthropoda; Malacostraca; Decapoda; Portunidae. Bases 1177 to 2931 code for a protein of 584 amino acids. Gene Ontology annotation, biological process: protein ubiquitination. The transcript is spliced from 10 exons. Gene Ontology annotation, cellular component: Cul4-RING E3 ubiquitin ligase complex.
ACGUCUCAGCUUUAGUAUGAGCCAAUUCUCCUGAGACAAAGUACUCAGCGACGCCCUCUCCAUCACGUCUAUGGGUCAAUACCGCAGAGUCCUCCCCCAUAACUGUUGGUGAGGAAACAGUCCCGUUUGCUAGAUGUGGCUCUCAUCUGCCUCCGCCUGGGAGUCACCACACUCUCUGCUCACCUGCUUUGCCUGCGUGAACCUCAGUGUCUAUGGUGCAGGAACACACAUGCUUCUACUCACACCGUGCCUUGCUAUGCAGCCAGCUCCUAUCCUUUGAGGUCGCCAGCUUUGAUCUGCCCACCCUGCUAGCGACGACAGACCUCCACCCCUCAUAAUAAGUCAGUUGUGUGAUCCGCCUCACCUGUGUCUUCCUUAAAAAGACAGGUCACCUGCCACGCCUGUGAUCGCAUCACAGGACAUCACCAGGGCUCAUUGAUCAUGAUCUCAUGGCUCUGAACAAAGAAGAAAAAUGUGGCUGUUAUUCCUAACUAUUGGCCCAGAACAUCACACUGCCCCCCCAGAUCCCCAACAAGAACAAGAACAUCCGACUGUGAGUCUCAGGCGUCCACCCAUCACGUCAUCCAGAACACCGGCCAGCUGCCACGCAUUAAGAUAAUAUGGCAGGACUUCACCAAAUCUUGUAAGGAUCAUUGGAUCACCGCUGCCCUAACAACAACAUGUGGAUGUUAUAGAGCACAAAGACACAAAUUAGAUGAAAAAAGGUAGAGGAAUGGGAGGUGAAAAAAGAGAGAAAAACAGUGGAAUUAAAACAAUGCUGGGAUUAAAUGGAGACAAAGACAAUGACAACAUAACAGUGAGCUUCAUUUAAACAUUUUUGGCUGAUUGUUGAAAAAUGAAGUAAUUGAAACAUUUAAUGAAGUAAGGAAAGGCAGGACAGUGACCUAAGAAGCUAUUCAGUGUGACUGGCCAAAAAAAGUUGCUUGAGAUUUUUUCCUUUUUCUAUUAAGUGGUUAGAUUUCACAGCCCAAAACUGAAAAUUGUGACAGUUGUGGCAGCAAGUGUCUGGGAAUUCUCAGGUAAUAUAUCCUGGUAUAACCAUAAUCAGUACCAGAACUACUACUGCGUUGGACUGUACUGGGAGUGGUGAGGGUGGUUGUCACGUGCACUAAUUAUUGUGUGGUAAUAGUGAGUGGUAAAGAAGAGGAGUGCAAGAUGAGGUACUUCCCCAAGAAGAGAAGGAGCAGUCUGUCUGAAUUGAUGCUGAGAGAGUAUGGUGUUCCCUGUCCUGCCUGGACAAGCAUGCAAGUCUUCCGUUACUUAGCCUUUGGACCAAGGAGGAAGUGGGUGAAGAUUUUCCAGACUAGACAAAAUUCCUUGUUGGAGCUGAGUGGAGAUCUGCUCUGGCUAACCAUUGCUGAUCGACCCAAUGUAUCCCACAAUGUGAUGAAGAGAAUCCUUGGCACUGGCCAGUUAAUGACCCUGUACACUUCAAGUCUUUUUCCUCGACUCAAGGAAACAGAAAUCUAUGAGAUACCCGAUCCUGUGUAUCGAUCUUCCAUUGCCCAGGAAGAGUACCAGCCAGUGUUGAUUGGUCUAAGGAAGGGCAGUGUGCUGACUCGCCACAACCUAGAUACUGGAAGAGUCUAUGAUAUGGUUAACCUCGGUCCCUCACCCACCAACACCCUUGCCAUCAACUAUGUGGCAGAUGUACUCGUCAUCAAAUCUCCAAGAUUGUUUCUUGCCAGCCAAUCAGAACACUUCUUCAGGUUCCAUGUGUUCCAGCUUCAUCCCUUCAAGCACCUUGUUACCUUUGACAUAGAGAGUGGAGUCUUUCCAAGCAAGGAACACAGGCAGGAGUUUGGUAAGCUUCGCAAUGCUGAGAUCCACGAUGGUCUUUUGCUGGUCAUGACAGAGAAAAACUUCAACCUUAUUUAUGAUGCAGAGAAAAUCAUUCAGGAUUGUGUUGCUACUCAGAGGGAGGUGAAUAAAGUGUUGGAGGUCCGGCCAGUUAGCAAGGUGAGCCAGGCGCCCAGACUGCUGUUUUCCACCUAUGCUCACCUGGAUAUCCUUGGCCUGGGAGGAUGUCCCUGGACCUAUAUAAGAGCUUUGUCUGAUUCAGUGGUGGAGGUACGAGACAUGGGAUCUGGGGAGUUACUGGGGAAUGGCCGAGUCACCUGGAGUGAUGGUGGAGACCAGAUUGCUCCAGAUUUCCUUAUGUUUCACCCAGAUGACAGCAGCCGGGUCAUCCAUGUUCGCACCCAGGAGAUCCGAAUCUUGGGCAUCCAUCUGAGGAAUGGAAAUCGGGUGCUGGAGGAGGAAUUCAUUUAUCCAGAAAAGAGAAAAAGUUCAGAAAGAGGAGAUGGAACCAGGUAUUCCAGGUCAGGUCGUCUCACCAAGCCAAAAUUCAAAUUAGAUGAUUCCCUGAACCGAGCAUUGUCCUUCAAUGUGGAGACCGAUAUGCGGGUGCUGGUGAUCCUGGAGGCCAGGAGGGAUGGGGACAAAUUCAACUCUACCAUGCUAGAGAAGUUGGUAUUCUAUGACAGCUUUUCCUAUGAGCUGCUGCACCAAAUGGAUAUUAAUGUGCUUGUUGAAGGUGACAUUGAGACCAACAGGCUGAGUGUGAGCAUUGACCGGGAUGUCCUCAACAUUGUCUCACACAAGGGCAGCCAACAUACUGUCCUUUCAUUCAGACUUAAAGAAUAUUUCUCCAAAGAUGAAGACAAUGAGGAGAAUGUGGAAGGGAAAGGAGUCUUGAAAAAAAACAGUAAUCACAAUUUCAAAACAAGGAAAACAUUGCCAGUGUCAGACAGUGAUGAUGGCAGAGGAGAAAGAAGGACCAUACAAAGGGGACAAACCAAAAGGAAGCAGAGAAUUAGAAGUGGAAAUAACAGGAUGAGGAGCAAAAGGAGAUCUUUAAGGAAAAGUCCACUUAGUGAAAGCGAGGAUUCAUCAGAUUGGACUCCAUGAAAUAAUUGUAAGUAGGAAUAAACUUGAUACUAAGUCUUUCCCACUAAAUACUGUAAUUUUGACAUUUAGAUAUAACUUUUUACUUAGUGGACUCUGCCAUUAAUUCCAAGUCUAUACACAUUCAUUCAGUUACACUUUGAUACGCACCCAAGGGCAAAGAGAUGCAGCUAGCAGCAGAUUGGAGCUUUAAUGUUGAUGGUGCUUAUAGAAUACAAUUUAUUGUAUUCUAUAAGCACUAUCAGCAUUAAAGCUGAUGGAGCUUCAAGCUCAAAUUCACACACAAAAAAAAUAACAAAUAACAAAUGGAACAAAAUAGUACAAAGAACAUGUUAUGAACCUUUUCCUUGCUUUAUACAGUAAAAUAUAUGUAAAAUUUCCUUAAGGCCAGUUGUAGAAUAAGCUUCACUAGUUUACAUUUGUAGUCAUCAGAACCCUUCUGUGUAUGAGAUGACCUCAAUAAGUCUGAUUAUUCCACACUGCCUGGUACAUUAAAAGAUCCGUCUUGCAA